Exophiala aquamarina CBS 119918 is the source of this 1737-nucleotide messenger RNA. RefSeq lists its product as uncharacterized. The transcript is spliced from 3 exons. Bases 1 to 1737 code for a protein of 578 amino acids. Gene Ontology annotation, cellular component: membrane. Lineage: Eukaryota; Fungi; Ascomycota; Eurotiomycetes; Chaetothyriales; Herpotrichiellaceae. Gene Ontology annotation, molecular function: transmembrane transporter activity. The record is from RefSeq and is a predicted model, not a curated record. Gene Ontology annotation, biological process: transmembrane transport.
AUGGCCGAAGCUCCUUUACCGGAUUUAGAGCGAGCAGCGCCGCUGCAAAGCCCAGAUGAAACCAAUCAGGCUGCAGGUCCUUCUCAAACUGACGGGGCUGAUGAGGACCAAGGGGAAUUUAAUGGGAGUGGGAAUGCACCCGCAGCCGUUGGUGGAGGACCACACUCGAGUUUCUUGACGCCCGUGUUCACGAACCGCAGCCAGGGGACCACCAGCCUUCGAGCUACGCGCUCAUAUGUCGACGGGCAUGGCUAUUUCAACGAGCCGGAAGACGAGCCGGAUGCUCCCAGGGAUAUCACGGUGCAAGGCUCGGGAGAGAAGACCUUUGAGGUCGGCUGGGACGGGCCUGAGGAUUCCAUGAAUCCGAGGAAUUUGAGGUAUGCCCGGAAGUGGAUGAUCGUCAUUGUCCUCGCUUUUGGGUCGCUGUGCGUCACCUGCACUUCCUCGUUGUAUACCAUUACAUAUGGUCAGAUGAACGCCGAAUUCGGCACAUCGCGAUUCACGGCGACUAUUGGGCUGGCAACUUUUGUCUUUGGUCUUGGAAUCGGUCCUAUGUUGUUGGGGCCCUUGUCCGAAUUCUACGGACGCCGGCCCAUCUAUAUCGUCGCGUAUGUUUUCUUCACCACGUGGCUCAUUCCCUGUGCCGUAGCAAAGAACAUCGAGACCAUGCUGGCGGCCCGCUUCUUCGAUGGUCUCGCUGGGAGUGCAUUCCUGUCGGUCGCAGGCGGAACGGUUGGUGACAUGUUUAAUCAUGAUCAGCUUCAAGGCCCUAUGAUGAUCUACUCUGCUGCUCCCUUCCUUGGUCCAAGCAUUGGGCCGAUAAUAGGUGGCUUCAUCAACCAAUACGCGUCCUGGCGCUGGUCGUACUAUGUACUCCUUAUCUGGUCUGGAAUCAUGUUGUUAUGCAUGAUCUUCCUGAUCCCAGAGACAUACAUGCCGGUGGUCCUGCGCAACAAGGCGCGAAAGCUGCGCAAAGAAACAGGCGAGGAAAGGUGGAAGGCACCGAUCGAGAUCCUCGACAGAUCCGUGGCCAUGACCGUCCUCCGCUCGCUAUACCGCCCGUUCCUCCUGCUAUUUCUGGAUCCGAUGUGCUUCAACCUGUGCCUGUUCUCGUCGAUCCUGCUGGGGAUCCUGUACCUAUUCUUCGGCGCGUUCAACCUGGUCUUCACCGAAGUGUACGGCUUCGACCUGCAUCAGGUCGGGCUGUCGUUUGUCGGCCUGCUCAUCGGGAUGAUAUUGGGGAUUAGCUCGGACCCUCUUUGGCAGCGGAACUACCGCCGACUAAUCCGCAACAACGAGCGCAACACCGGCGAACUGAAAUCGGAGCCAGAGUUCCGCCUCGCGCCCGCCAUCGUCGGCGCCUGGUGGUGCGUCGCUGGUCUCUUCUGGUUUGGCUGGUCUAUCUACUCGCACGUCCACUGGAUUGUGCCUGAACUCGCCAUCGCCGUGUUUGGAUUCGGCCUCAUCUUGGUCUUCUCCGGCGUGUUUACCUUUUUGGUCGAGGCUUUCCCCCUGUACGCGGCGAGCGCUUUGGCGGCCAAUUCGUUCGCCCGGUCCAGCUUCGCAGGGGCGUUUCCGCUUUUCGGCGUGCAGAUGUACCGGAAAUUGGGAUUUCAUUGGGCGACCACCCUCCUGGCCUUUCUGUGUCUUGCCAUGGCGCCUUUCCCGUACGUAUUUUUCGUGUAUGGGAAACGACUGAGGGCUCGGAGUCGAUUUAGCGCGAGGAAAGGGUCAUGA